AUGGCGUAUAGUAAAUGCUUCUCUACAAUCUAUGCAAAUCAGUCUCAGACCAAUGUCACUAUUGGGCUUCAGUAUCAGGGGAUACCGGAAAGGGUUUUUUUUUCCACUGUCACUACAGUACCAUGUUUUGUGUUCCUCUUCAUCAAUGGGACCAUGUUAUUCUCUUUGAGGAGUAAACCAGUGUUUCGUGAGACCUCUCGGUACAUUCUUCUGUAUAACCUGCUUUUUGCAGACACUUUAAACUUGGCCCUCAGCCAGUUACUGUACCUAAUCGCUGCUUGUAGAAUAAGGCUGACAUAUCCUGUGUGUGGUAUUCUUGUUAUGCUCUCCAAUGUCACAACUGAAAUCUCUCCUCUCACACUGGUGGUGAUGUCUCUGGAGAGAUAUGUAGCUGUGUGCUACCCACUGAGGCAUGCUACCAUUAUUACCAUCAAAAACACAGGGGUGGCCAUCAUUGUGGUUUGGGCCUUCAGUUCACUAAGUGUUCUCACUCGAGUUCUUUUGUUGCUAAAUUUUCCAUUUGCAGAGCUGGAGAACCUGCAGAUGAAAGACUUUUGUGGAAAAGAAAGCAUGUUACUUGAUCCAAUGUCUGAUAUUUAUGACAGAGCCUACACUUAUUUUCUGUUUGUUUUAGGUGGUGUGACAGUCACUUGUUCCUAUAUCGGUGUGAUGGUAGCAGCCAGGUCAGCCUCUACAGACAAAGCUUCAGCCAAAAAGGCUCGUAACACACUGCUACUGCAUCUGGUGCAGCUGGGCCUCAGUCUCUCGUCGACUAUACAAAACCCAUUUCUCAUAGCUAUCUCAAAGGUCCUAGACAGGAUAAUUAUUGUGCGCAUACAAAUUAUCCUUUAUGUUUGUAUCAUUAUCUUUCCAAGGUGUCUGAGUGCUUUAAUCUAUGGCAUCAGAGAUCAGACCAUCAGACCCGUCCUCAUGUACCAUCUCUGCUGUCAGUGGAAACGCUCACCUUUUUUCUCACACUCCUCAACCAAGGCAAAAAUCAGCAUACUUAUCACUUCAUAG
This is a messenger RNA of Seriola aureovittata, 1020 nucleotides long. RefSeq names its product odorant receptor 131-2-like. Gene Ontology annotation, biological process: G protein-coupled receptor signaling pathway. Gene Ontology annotation, molecular function: G protein-coupled receptor activity. NCBI's taxonomy places the organism in Eukaryota, Metazoa, Chordata, Actinopteri, Carangiformes, Carangidae. The record is from RefSeq and is a predicted model, not a curated record. The transcript has 3 exons. The coding region runs from base 1 to 1020 and encodes 339 amino acids. Gene Ontology annotation, cellular component: membrane.